AAAAGAACUGUACAGGCGCUCAUCAUGAAGCACCUAACAUCAAAACCAGUGGCGACGACCAUCCUAAUUUUCACCUGCGUAACGCAGGCCGCGGGAGUACGAGAGCUACACAAGCAGUCCCAGCCUGUGCAUGCGUUCCUACGUGGCGCAAAUGCCCUUGACAACAACACCACACUCCUCAGACCUGCCGUAAUUACUGAACAGUCUUCCACUGUGCUUGCAAGUAAUACAGAAAACGAUAUGGACUCUUUUGCAACUCCUGAAUUGCCUAAUACCAAUUCCGAUCGCGGUAAUGUCGGGGAGAGGCAUAUUGUCAGGCCGAACGAUCCAUACCAGGGCAGUGGAUCAUCCAAUUGGCCUCCUUCCUUCCAAGAUCGUGAUUCCACUGAGGAUACUUCUUACGAGAAACGUGGAAGGCAGGGAGGGAGAGCGCUGCAGGAGGAGGAAGGGGUGAACGACCUGGAGUUGGAGAAUGGUGAUUUCGAUGAAGACUCGACGUCGAUGGAGAGGAAUGGAAAGGACUGGGCAGGGAGGGAAGCAUUUGACAGCGGUUUCGAAGAUUUGUGGCGAAAGCUGGACAAAUGGGCACCCGGUAGCAGGGAGGAGGCAUCUCACAGCACGCUUGCUAUGAGCCAAGCGCUUUCCGAAGGUGCGAGAGUCAGCUACGCCCCGCUUUCCUAUCCUUCAGGCGCCGACCUUGCCCCCAACCCAGAGACGGAACGAGCAGCAGCUGGCAGCUUCCAGAAGAGUGUCAUGGAGGAGGAAGGUUCCGCAUUAAUCGAGCGGGCCUUCGUGGAUCAGCGCGUGCCUGCCUCGCAGCUUGUGGGAGACUACAAGCCCGAGCACCCGGUGCCGGCGCCGGGCUCGAGUGCCAUGCCCGCAGACGCGCAGCAAAGCUUAGGCCUCCCUGAUACGGGGGAGUGGAAAAUGUCGAUGCUAAAAGAGGAGGAGGAGGAACGAGCGACCGCUCACGACACGACAACGGGUAGCGGGGUUUCCUCCUCCUCUGUGGGCGCAGGAAGUGGCAUCACAGAUUACGACGAUCAACCCACAAUCAUCCACACAAAUGAAGAUGCCAGCAGCCGCCGCCGUCGAUGGGUGCUGCGCAUGGCGAUGGGCAUGAUGAUGACGGCAUGUCUGGUGCUGAUUGGAGCCGUGGUCUUGGGCAAGAGCGAUUCCCCUGGGGGGUCUGGGUUAUUGCGUCGGGGGCCUGGUCCCGCGCUGGAAGCAGCCAGCAUGGAGGGUCUGAAGGGCGCUACGUCCCCCUGCGGUGGCUCGUGCGGAUGCAAAUCUGCCGAAGGCUGCGGCUGUGGAUCAUCCUGCUCAGGGUGCACGUCUAUGUCGACACAUUCCUCGGAGAAGCUGUCGCUCCCUCCCUCCUCCAUGGCCCACGGGGGCUGUGGCUGCUGCCAUGGCGGGUGCGCCUGCGGGAAGGGCGAAGGCAAGGAGGAGACAUCGCUCUCGCUUGUGGACAGUGCGGAUGAAGAGGAUGAGAGCCUUUCACCGCCACUCUCAGCCCGCGAAGCGGCCUCCUCGCCUCUGCCUCCCUCGGCGCUCGAACUCUCCAAGAAGAAGCAUCACCACAAGCACAAGCACCACCAUGGUGAGCAUCACCCGCCCCUCACCGACACCACCCCCGGCAGCGGGGAGGAUGCCUCUAAAUCGCCCACGACUGAGAAGAAAGGCAAGGUCGCUGCGCCCGACAACAGUUCUUCCCCUUUCGACUGGCAGAAAUACGUGCCCAAGGGCGUGGGUGCAGGCGGGGCAGGCGUGGGGGGCGGGGGCGCCACGGCGGGCCCCUCCUCCUCUGGGCCCUCGGACUGGACCAAGUACGUCCCGCCCAUCACCGUGAACGUGAGCAACGACAACACCAACUCCUCCACGGCCACCACGGUGCAAACCGGGGCCGACCAGGCGCCUGUGGAUUGGACCAAGUACGUCCCCCCCGGGAUCAACAUCACGGUGCACCACACCAACGCCACGAGCAAUGCCACGCAUACCACGCACGUCUCUGCGCUCCAUCAUUCCCAUCCGGACUCCCACAAGAAGAAGGACUCGACCCUCCUCGGCUCCUCUC
Nannochloropsis gaditana CCMP526 is the source of this 2077-nucleotide messenger RNA. RefSeq lists its product as uncharacterized. The transcript has 6 exons. The record is from RefSeq and is a predicted model, not a curated record. The annotation marks the transcript as partial.